GCGCGGCCGCUUCCGCGGGCCCCGGCGCCGGAAGCGGAGAUGCGUCACAGGGGCGGGCGACGGCGGCGGAGGCGGCGGCGGGUCGCGUUGGGGGUGCCUCCGGUGGACGGUCGCGACGCCGGGCGGGGAGGCCGCGCCUGCCAGGGGCCCGCGGAGGGCUGGGGCCAGGGCGGCGGCGGCCUGGGACGCAAGUGGAACCCCGCGCCGGCCUGAGGUCCCGGCUAUGGCUGCGGCUACCAUCGUGCACGACACGUCCGAGGCGGUGGAGCUGUGCCCUCCCUACGGCCUGUACCUGAAGCCCAUCACGAAGAUGACCAUCAGCGUGGCGCUCCCGCAGCUGAAGCAGCCGGGCAAGUCCAUCUCCAACUGGGAGGUGAUGGAGCGCCUGAAGGGCAUGGUGCACAACCACCAGUUCUCCACGCUGCGCAUCUCCAAGAGCACCAUGGACUUCAUCCGCUUCGAGGGCGAGGUGGAGAACAAGAGCCUGGUCAGGUCCUUCCUGGCCUGCCUGGACGGCAAGACCAUCAAGCUCAGCGGCUUCUCCGACAUCCUCAAGGUGCGCGCCGCCGAGUUCAAGAUCGACUUCCCCACCCGCCACGACUGGGACUCCUUCUUCCGGGACGCCAAGGACAUGAACGAGACGCUGCCGGGCGAACGGCCCGACACCAUCCACCUGGAGGGGCUGCCCUGCAAGUGGUUCGCCCUGAAGGAGUCGGGCUCCGAGAAGCCCAGCGAGGGGGUGCUGGUCCGGGUGUUUGAGCGCUUCGGGGAGAUCCGCAACGUGGACAUCCCCAUGCUGGACCCCUACCGCGAGGAGAUGACGGGCCGCAACUUCCACACCUUCAGCUUCGGGGGCCACCUGAACUUCGAGGCCUACGUGCAGUACCGCGAGUACGCGGGCUUCAUCCAGGCCAUGAGCGCCCUGCGCGGCAUGAAGCUCAUGUACAAGGGCGAGGACGGCAAGGCCGUGGCCUGCAACAUCAAGGUUUCUUUCGAUUCGACCAAACACCUGAGCGACGCCUCCAUCAAGAAACGGCAGCUCGAGCGGCAGAAACUUCAGGAGCUGGAGCAGCAGCGGGAGGAGCAGAAGCGCCGGGAGAAGGAGGCGGAGGAGAGGCAGAGGGCCGAGGAGAGGAAGCAGAAGGAGCUGGAGGCGCAGGAGCGCGAGCGGAAGCGGGAGGAGAAGCUGCGCAGGCGCGAGCAGAAGCAGCGGGACCGCGAGCUCCGCCGCAGCCAGAAGCAGCUGGAGAAGCUGCAGGCGGAGGCGCAGCGGAAGCUGCAGGAGAAGAUCCGGCUGGAGGAGCGCAAGCUGCUGCUGGCCCAGCGCAACCUGCAGUCGCUCCGGCUCGUCGCCGAGCUGCUGAGCCGCGCCAAGGUACCGCCUGCUGCGCCUGCGGGGACGCGGGGACGCGGGCCCCCGGCCCGGGGUGGGGCUCGUGGCGGGGGACGACGCGUGUGGCGUCCCCGUGUCGCUCCAGAUCCGGGCCCUGCGCUGAGGGAGCCCGCGGAGCUGUGGGCCGGCCUCCCCGCGUCCAGGCCUCGCGAGGGUCGCCCGCCCACCCCCGGGGCUCACUGGGGCCGCGCUGCUCAGGCCCCGUCAGGUCCGCUGCCCUGGGCCGGGGCCGGCCGGGGGUCGGGGCGGAGGCCGGAAGAUGCGCGGUCCUCGCCGGGGCCCCGGGAAGCCAGGCGCCUGGAGCCGGGCCGUGCCCCCUCGGUCCGCAGCUGCAGAGCUGACGGGUCUCAGCGGCGCUGUGCGGACGGCCCUCCCGGUUCCCCCCGCUGCUCCUCCUGGAGGCCAGGCCGUUGUGAUCAGUCCGCGGGAAGGAGCGUGGCGGGCGCGCUGAGACCUGUGGCAGCGUGUUCUUGUUUCAUGGCCGUGAAGCUGCGGGCGCAGGAGCAGCAGGAGGAGACGCUGCGGCUGCAGCAGCAGGAGGAGCGCCGGCGGCUGCAGGAGGCGGAGCUGCGGCGCGUGGAGGAGGAGAAGGAGCGCGCGCUGGGCCUGCAGCGCCGGGAGCGCGAGCUGCGGGAGCGCCUGCUCAGCAUCCUGCUCAGCAAGAAGGCGGACGGCCCCCGCGCGCCCGCCGAGCCGGGCGCCUCGCACGCCCACCUGCUGCAGCCCGUGCUGGACAUGCUGCACACCGUGUCGGCCGGCUGCGCGGGCGCCGCCCCGCCCACGCCCACGCCCACGCCCAGCGGCCCCCCGGAGGCCCCGCCCCCGCCCCCGGCCGCCGGCCCCGCCCCCGCCCCCGCCCCCGCCCAGAGCGUGAACGGGAGCGCCGCGGAGGAGGAGGCCGCGAGCAAGGAGGGGCAGCAUCCUCGCCGGGUCGGCGCCGACGACGGCCCCGCCGAGAAGAGGUGCCCCGGCGUCCUCGCCUGCAUCCCCGACAACAACCAGCAGCCCAAGGCCGCGCCCGCCGCCUGCGAGCAGAGCGCGCCCAGGAAGGACGCGCGCUCCGAGCAAGACAAGUGCAACCGUGAGCCCAGCGGGGGCCGCGGCCGGGCCAGCGGGGACCGGGGCAGCGACGACAGGCCCAAGCGGGAGCGCAGCCGGCCGCGGCGGGCGGGCAGCCGGGAGGACGCGAGGCCGCACAAGGAGCGGCGGCCGCACCGGAAGCGCUCGCACCAGGGCGGCAGCCCCCGCCGGCGCAGCGCCAGCCCCGAGCGCGAGCGCGAGCACGAGCACGAGCACGAGCACGGCCGGUCGCGGAGGUCCCACAGCGGAGACCGGCACGGCCGGCGGGAGAGGAGCCGGGACCGGGACCGCAGGGGCAGCUCGGGCAGGAGGCGCAGCCGCCACCGGCGCAGCGAGAGGUCGCGCUCGGGCUCCCCUAGCCGGCACCGCAGCACCUGGAACAGCUUUAACGUCAGCAGUCCUCUCUGAAUCAGGAGGAACACGUAGGCCGCCCGCCGUGAGAAUUGCAGACCACCCCGCCCCGCCCCGGGCACACAGGCUGGCAGCGCCGAAUCCCUGCACCUGCUCGGAGACGCCUCUCGUACUCACUUCACGGGAGCCGCCUGUCGCGUCUCGGGGACGGACUGUCCAGUGUGGCGGCCACAGCCCCACGGGGCGUGGAAACGAGGAAGCCUCGCCCUGCGGGUGUUUUUUUGUUUUUUGGGUUUUUCCCUCUUUUGUAAGUUCAACGGAUUGGGAACAGAGUUUGGGUGGAAUGCCAAAGGAAAACGGCUCUGGUGCAUAUAAGUCAUCGGCGGGGAAGCUGUACGUUCUGCAACACGGAAACUCAGAUGUGCCAUCUUUUUAGGUGUGGGCAGGUGCGGAAGUGGUACGGAGGGUCCCAGACAGUCACUUUUUUACAAAUUCAAGUAAUUCAGCGUAAAAAAAAAAAAAGGUUGAUGAAAGUUAGUUUUGGUUCCUAGUCAAGGUUAGCUUGUGUGGUUUUUUUAAGAAACCGUUUUGCUAAAUUAUUUUUACUUGGAACGUUUCAGAUUUAAUGCUGCAAACAUGUUAAAUUUUAUAAUCGUUGGCUUCUCUGAGUGAAGCUCAGAAAUACUUAAAAAUAGCUGUAUCGUCCGCCUUAGGAGAGAUGGUGUUUAUUCCAGUUUGCAUUUUUAUGGUGAAAUAAAAUCCU
Molecule: messenger RNA, 3587 nt
Organism: Eubalaena glacialis (North Atlantic right whale)
Lineage: Eukaryota; Metazoa; Chordata; Mammalia; Artiodactyla; Balaenidae
Product: A-kinase anchor protein 17A-like
Exons: 7
Coding region: 224-2881 (885 amino acids)
Biological process (GO): regulation of RNA splicing
Cellular component (GO): cytosol; nuclear speck
Molecular function (GO): RNA binding; protein kinase A binding
Source: RefSeq, a predicted model, not a curated record